CCAGUAUGGGGUGAACCUGGGAAAGUGGGGGAGAACUCAGCACCUCGACCUUUGGCUAGAUGGACCUCGGCCCAUCACACCCGCCCCCUGCUCUCGCCUAUUGGCCACAAACACUUCCUGCUCAAGGAUCUCCAGGGCCAUAAAUACCCUCUGUCUAGGGGGUAAAUGCUCUAGCCCUGGUGGCCAGGGGCCCAGACCUCAUCUGCAGGCCUCCCAGGCGUGAGCCCUACCAGGCUCUCCCCCCAGCACAGGGAUGUGCUCGCUGCCUGUGCCCCGGGAGCCCUUGCGCCGCGUGGCUGUGACUGGGGGCACCCAUGGCAACGAGAUGUCUGGCGUCUACCUGGCCCGGCACUGGCUUCGCGACCCGAGUGAGCUGCAGAGACCCAGCUUCUCUGCCAUGCCCGUGCUGGCCAACCCGGAGGCCACAGCCGCCUGCCGCCGCUACGUGGGCCGCGACCUCAACCGCACCUUCACUAGCACCUUCCUCACUGCCAGAGCCACCCCGGAUGAUCCAUACGAGGUGACAAGAGCCCGAGAGCUGAACCAGCUGCUGGGGCCCAAAGCCUCAGGCCGAGCCUUUGACUUCGUCCUCGACCUACACAACACCACAGCCAACAUGGGCUCCUGCCUCAUCGCCGAAGCUGCCCACAACAUCUUUGCCAUGCACAUGUGUCACCACCUCCAGCUGCAGAGCCCGGAGUUGCCCUGUCGGGUGUUCUUGUACCAGCUGCCUGGGGUGGAGACCUACAGCGUGGACUCAGUGGCCAAGAACGGAAUGGCCCUGGAGCUGGGCCCUCAGCCACAGGGCGUCCUACGGGCUGACAUCUUCCUCCGGAUGAGGGCCCUGGUGGCUGCAGCUCUGGACUUCAUCGAGCUCUUCAACCAAGGCACUGCCUUUCCUGCCUUCGAGAUGGAAGCCUACAGAACUCUGGGUGCCGUGGACUUCCCGCGCACUGACGACGGGGGCCUGGCAGGCUUCGUGCAUCCUCAGCUGCAGGACCAAGACUUUCAGCCACUGCGGCCCGGUGCUCCCAUCUUCCAGAUGUUCAGCGGCGAGGACGUGCUCUACGAGGGCGACUCCACUGUGUACCCUGUGUUCAUCAACGAGGCUGCGUACUACGAGAAGGGCACGGCCUUCUUCCAGACUGAGAAGCUCACCUUCUCCGUGCCUGCCCUGCCUGCUCUGGCCUCUGCCUCCACCCCCACUCCCUAACCCGAGCCUCCUCAGCCCCGCCGUGCCUUCCCACCUGAACAACGCCCCGAGGUGCAGCUCUGAGUCCAGGGCCCUCCUCACCACCUCCUGGGCACUAUGUCCCUUGCCAGGCCCCCGCUGUUGGGCCUCAGUCUCCCGUCCUAUAAAAUGGAAAACGUCCUGGGGUUCAUGGUUUGUGUCCUGCACGGCCCCUCUCGACCUGGGAUAUGCAUGGAGAAAGGAAAGGGUGACUACAGGAUCUGGGGCAGGUCUGGCCCAGUGUAGCUGUGUGUCCUGGAACCAGUGGUGGCUGUCUCUGUGCCCAGGGUGUAAAGAUCUUGCAGAAGAAGACUUGGAGAAGGACAGUC
This is a messenger RNA of Tupaia belangeri chinensis (Chinese tree shrew), 1560 nucleotides long. It is a transcript of the gene ACY3, whose product is annotated as aminoacylase 3. Gene Ontology annotation, molecular function: hydrolase activity, acting on ester bonds; aminoacylase activity. Bases 254 to 1213 code for a protein of 319 amino acids. The transcript is spliced from 7 exons. NCBI's taxonomy places the organism in Eukaryota, Metazoa, Chordata, Mammalia, Scandentia, Tupaiidae. Gene Ontology annotation, cellular component: cytosol. The record is from RefSeq and is a predicted model, not a curated record.